AUGUCAAAACUAACUACCUCUACUGAAGCCACGUUAGCCGAAACAAACGAAACAACAGAGAAAACAGACAAGUAUUUUACUUUAAAGAACGAAUGGUCUUUGCCGGAAUAUCUAUUAUACCGCCAAAAGUGUACUGAUUUCCAGCCAGACAAGCAUAAAGAACAUUCCCUGUACACUCGAAGCCUCUCAACUAUAAUGAAUAUGGAACAGGCAAGCGAGGCUACAAUAAAAAAGGCCGGAAAUGCGCUUGUUACUUUUCAGUGGAUGGGUCUAAGGGACAAUAGUUCUUUGGAUGGGGUCCGACCUGCGUUCAACCACCCACACUUCCUGACUAAGAUCGGAAUACUGUUUUUGUUUUUCUUUUGGAUAUUACUAAUACCGCAUCAUUCAAUAGACGAAAAGAAAUCACAGCUGGUUAAAGAAUUCUGGAAAAGCAUUGAUUCGUCACAAAAACGGAAAUUUACUGCAGUAGCUGAACGCACGGCUCUGACGGAAGAACAUAUCACCGACGUUGUUUUCUCGACAUUCGAACAAGAACGGACAAUACGGGAUGAGAUUACACAACAAGGACUAAUUGUGCGAAGUAAAUUUGCGAGAUGUUUGGAAGAUACGGAUCUUGAAGAUUGUUCGAGCAAACGUCAAUGUCUCCAAGUAGAUGAUGAACCACCACAUACUCCCGAACACCAAAUGCAUCAUCCAUCUAUCUUGUCCUCAAGUGAAAAAACAACUAAACCACCAAAAAAGAAAUCAGCAAGAAAAAGGGGGGACACAUUGCCUGGUGGUGCAAAAAUUGAGAUGACGACUCUCCUGAACCUGUUACCGUGGGAUAAUGAUGAUUCCACUGAAGAGUAUAAUGAUGAUAACGAUGACGAAGAAGGUGUCCCUUCCCCAGAAGGAACUCUAGAUUUCAUUCUUAACAAUCAAAGAAGCUGGAUCUUGCCCUCGAACCUAAAUGUUGGCGAUAUUGUUGCUAAGAAAAUAUCUGAAAAUGCGAAGGAAAUGAAAAAGAAAAAGAAAUUAUCAGCUAUAAAAAAAGCUGUAUUACGCUAUGGUUUAUCACAAAUAAUCGAUCUAUCGGCUCAUAUGAAACAAUGGUUUUCUCUCGAAGAUAGAAGAUUUAUGAUGAAAGAUUACAUGUCUUUAUUACAAGUUCCCGGCCUGAAAGACGAAGAAACUUCCUUUGUCACAACUAUCGAAAAGAUAGUACUCGAAAAAAGAAUAAACGAAGCAUACGAAUUUUGCACUAGAAAAUUUACUAGCUCCGAGGCGAACAGCUACAUGCGAAAGAUUAGUAAAGUAUACUUAGAUUUUAUUUACAGAAGUGAGGAUGGCGAUAUGUUGGAUUCUGCACACACUGAGAUUGACAUAAUACUAAAAGCAUGUUCAUAUAUUGUUGAAGGACUGAGGAAGAGUCUGGUAGUAAAACAAAGAUGGGGAGAGUCAUUCUGUCCAUUGAGCAGAAGCACGGACUAUAAGAAUGGUCGCAAGUGUGAUGCAAUUGGCGACCGUUGUCGAUCAGCUCGUAUUAAUCAAUCGAUAUUAAAUGGUCUGUUGAAUCGCAACCUGACCAAUGAACAGGUUAAGAAAAUCAAUGUUCCCUUUUUACAGAUUGCGGGUACGAAUGGGCAGAUGUUAAUUGAGGAUUUGAUUGAGGGUUUUUAUGUUGUCUUUCCGGGUCCAAAGUUUGAGCUUCCCACGAAGCUUCAACAUAUUGAAAAGCUGAAAUCCUCUGUAAACAUUAUCAAGUUUGUCAUGGAUAUGUAUGAGAAGAUAAGUGAAAUCGUGGAGACCAAAGAAAGUACGAAUAAUGCGUUUGAUGAUAUUUUCGAUAGUGAUGAGCUUGACACGAGUCGACCCACCCAUUAUAAGUCGGAAUAUAUUCGUGAACCGUGGUGGACCCCGAAAAGUAAUAAAGCAAAAGUCACCGACAACAAAUAG
Messenger RNA from Funneliformis mosseae, 1938 nucleotides. Lineage: Eukaryota; Fungi; Glomeromycota; Glomeromycetes; Glomerales; Glomeraceae. The record is from the annotation of a GenBank genome assembly.